Molecule: messenger RNA, 488 nt
Organism: Drosophila obscura
Lineage: Eukaryota; Metazoa; Arthropoda; Insecta; Diptera; Drosophilidae
Product: kunitz-type serine protease inhibitor HCRG2-like
Exons: 2
Coding region: 42-323 (93 amino acids)
Molecular function (GO): serine-type endopeptidase inhibitor activity
Source: RefSeq, a predicted model, not a curated record
AAUAUGUCCAGUGAUCAGUUCACUAAAUAAACCCUCCAGCGAUGGUCAAGCUAAUGCUAAAUCUUGUUAUUCUAAGCCUGAUUGUGUGCCUGACAUCAGCACUCAGUACGCAAUCCAUUGUCCACCGGAUGAAGAUUUGCUUUGAGCCUCGUUCGUAUGGCAACUGCCGCAACCGUCAGGCGCGUUGGUAUUAUGACCAAUGGUCCAAAACCUGCCAUGCGUUCUUCUACAGCGGCUGCGGUGGAAAUUAUAAUCGAUUCAUUACCAAAAACGCAUGCAUGUCGUACUGCAGGGACCCGCAAAUUCCUUACGACAAGAAGUAAUGAUAACUAGUCUAUAUAGACUAUUCACAUUCUUGUGCUACAACAGAAGAAAAAACUUGUAGAAAUCAAACAAAAUAAUGCAAAAUGUGAGCCUGCUGGUGAAAAAACAGAAAUAGAAAACAAACAAAAAAUCAUUUUUAAAAAUUAAAUGUUUCUUUAGCCUAG